UUCCUCCAGGUGGUGAAGGUUGGAAUUAUUGAACCAUGUCCCUCCAUUGCAGUGGGAGAGCUGGAGGACACGGUGACAGUUACAGCCUGCCCUCCCUCGACAUCUCCUCCACACGGCUCGAGCUCAGCACUGGUAAAAGAAGCCUCGUUCACACCUCCAUCUUCGCCAUCUAUGAGUGGGAGUCUGUCCACAACAAGUCCGAGCGGGGGUGAGGCGAUGGGCCUACAGGUGGAUUACUGGCUCUCUCACUCAGCUGAGAAGAGGAAGGAAGGGGAGAAGCGUGAUGUUAAUGUGAAGAACACGUUGAAGAGCGCAUUCCGCUCUGUACAGGUCAGCCGACUCCCCAAUGGCGGUGAACUCGCACCCUCCAUCACCAUGUCCAUGACUGUGGUCACCAAAGAAAAGAACAAGAAAGUGCCGACAUUAUUCUUAAGCAAGAGGCCAAAGGAAAAGGAGUUGGAUUCAAAGAGUCAGGUCAUUGAAGGGAUCAGUCGAUUAAUCUGCUCAGCAAAACAACAGCAUCAGAGCAUGUUAAAAGUUUCCAUCGAUGGACUGGAUUGGAACGAUGUGAAGUUUUUUCAGCUGGCAGCUCAGUGGCCUACACACGUCAAGCAUUUCCCGAUUGGACUCUUCUCGUACAGUAAGCCCUUGUGUUAGCCCAGCACAGGGUCAGAGGCCACACAGACAGUCAGGGCAAACUCCAGUCUCCAAUCUCUCAGACCCACGCUGACUGGAAUAUAUCACGGGGAUGGUCGAGAUUCGAAACUGCCGAUUCUUAGAGGAACAUUGUAACUGGCGAGCUAUGUAGAGAACAGCUUUUAUACUCGUCUGUGACCCCAUGUCUGUAAUUACCCCCCCCCCCCAUUAAUGUCCGUGAUCCCCAAAUAUCUGUGACCCCCUCUGUUUGAUCCCCAAAUGUGACCUCCUCUGUUUGAUCCCCAAAUAUCUGUGACCUCCUCUGUUUGAUCCCCAAAUAUGUGACCCCCUCUAUUUGAUUCCCAAAUAUCUGUGACCCUCUCUCUGUGUAUGUGAUCCCCAAAUAUCAGUAACCCCCUCUGUUGCAUCCCCAAAAGUCUGUGAUGCCCUCUCUGUGGCCCCACUGCCUGUGAUUUCCCAAGGUCUAUGAUACCCUUUUUUAUGAUUACCCCCCUCCCCCUGUGACCUCCCCCUCCUCCAUUUCUGUCAUUCUUUCUGUCUGCGUCCAUGUGAUGAUAUGAAGGUACAUGCAGGAAUCUUUCUAUAUGACGGAUGUCAGGAAUGGUUUUUAGAUUCUGAGUCACCCAGUGCAGGUGCAGGUAUCAGACGAUGGCCAAUGGUCAUGAUAGUCUCUCCAUCCAACACUCUAUAAAACAACUCAAAUUUAACAGUAAGAAAGCUUUACUCUAUAUCUAACCCCAUGCUGAACCUGUCCUGGGAGUGUUUGAUGGGGACAGUGCAGAGGGAGCUUUACUCUGUCUCUCAACACAUGCUGUACCUGCCCUGGGAGUAUUUGAUGGGG
This is a messenger RNA of Carcharodon carcharias (great white shark), 1498 nucleotides long. RefSeq names its product phosphofurin acidic cluster sorting protein 1-like. Gene Ontology annotation, molecular function: transmembrane transporter binding. Gene Ontology annotation, biological process: protein localization to plasma membrane. The annotation marks the transcript as partial. Lineage: Eukaryota; Metazoa; Chordata; Chondrichthyes; Lamniformes; Lamnidae. The transcript has 5 exons. The record is from RefSeq and is a predicted model, not a curated record.